CGGCAGAGCUGGGAAUCAAACCCGGUUCCUCCAGAUUAGAUACACGAGCUCUUAACCUCCUACGCCACUGCUGCAAGCGAUUGGCUCGAACUUGCGGCUCCGGUGAGAAGGAAGCACCAUGGUUUGUAAGGUGCUUGGCCCCUUUUAUCAAUCUUUUCCAAAAUAUCCGGGCACCACAAUAGAGGCGCUUUGUUCUUUAACCAACCGUUUUCAAAAUAUCCUGUGGGUUGCGCCAUUUCUUUUUAGCACCUAGAUCACAGGUGGAACAUUUAAAAAAUGAAGAAGAAGAAGAAAAACAAAGGAAAAGGAAAGUAUUGAUGGCUGAAAGCACAGACAGCUUAAGAAGGGCAGUGGGGAGAUGUUGCUGAGCCAUCCAUUUGGCAGAGGAAUGGGAACAGCUGCUGUGCUUCCAAUCCAGGAGAUCACCGUGUAUUUCACUGAGGCGGAGUGGGCUCUGCUUGAUCCACACCAAAGAGCUCUCUACAAGGAAGUCAUGUUGGAAAACUUUGGGAGUGUGGUCUUUCUAGCAAAACAUGUGCAGGACAUAGUUGGGAAAUUCCAGGAGUUCUCACUGAAAAGAGACAAGGAACAAAAAUUUAAACUUCAGUCCAUGAAGUUCAUGGAUCAAGAGAGACCAGAAAGGCAGGAGGAGGGUCAUGGAAAAAAGACGAACAAAACCACCAUUCCUUUCCAAGAAGGGGAUUUCCCAGGUGUAAUUAAUAUGGCAGAGGAAGCAUACAAAUGCUUGGACUGGGGAUUAAAUUUAUCAGAUCAAACUCAGAGGUUUAUUCUAGCAGCAGAUAUGGAAAAUGGAAGAUAUGGAUGUGGAACUGUUGGGGACUUCCAGAGGUUCUCACUGGAAAGAGGCAAUGAACAGAAGGCUGGCUUUAACUUCAGGGUUCAUGAUGAACUAGAGAGGCAGGAGGGAAGCCAUGCAGAACAGAUCAGGGAUAAACCCAUUCCAUGCCAAGGAUGGGAUUUCCGUGGAGUAAUCCACAUGGCGGAGGAAACAUACAAAGGAUUGGACUACACAUUGAAUUUCUUAGAUCAAACUCAAUCUGAUAUUGAUUUGCGAAAGCACCCUGAAAAGAUGUUCCAUGAUUGCUUCCAAUGUGGAAAGAGCUUCCUUUGUGGAGAAGAACUCAUUAGACACCAAAGAAUCCAUAUUGCAGAGAAACUGUAUUGCUGUUCAGACUGUGGCAAGAGAUUCUCAGAGAAUUCAGACCUUGUUCAACACAAGAGUUCCCACCAUUCAGAUGGGAAGACAUUAAUCUGUUUUAAAAGGGAGAAAUCUUUUGAGUGUUCAGUGUGUGGAACGAGAUUUAGUCAGAGUGGUGAUCUUCAGAUACAUCAAAGAUCCCACAAAGGAGAGAAACGUUUUGAGUGUUCAGAGUGUGGAAAGAGAUUCAACCGUACCGCCCUUCUUCAACUGCAUCAAAGAACCCACACAGGAGAAAAAUCUUUUGAAUGUUCAGAGUGUGGAAAGAGAUUCAGUCAGAAAGGCAAUCUUCAACUGCAUCAAAGAACCCACACAGAUGAGAAACCUUUUCAGUGCUCAAAGUGUGGAAAGAGAUUCAGUCUGAGAGGAAAUCUUAAACAGCAUCAAAGAACCCACACAGGAGAGAAGCCUUUUGAGUGCUCAGAGUGUGAAAAGAAAUUCAGCAGCAGUGGAGAUCUUCAAAAGCAUUUAAGAAUCCACACAGGGGAGAGACCUUUUGAGUGCUCAAAGUGUGGAAAGAGAUUCAGUCUGAGAGGCAGUCUUAAACUGCAUCAAAGAACCCACACAGACGAGAAACCUUUUGAAUGCUCAGAGUGUGGAAAGAGAUUCAGUCAGAGAGGCAAUCUUCAACUGCAUCAAAGAACCCACACAGGAGAGAAACCUUUUGAAUGCUCAGAGUGUGGAAAGAGAUUCAAGCAGUGUGUCAGUCUUCACCGGCAUCAAAAAAACCCACACAGGAGAAAAAUUUGAGUGCUCAAAAUCUGGAAGGAGAUUCAGUCAGAAUGGCAGUCUUCAACAGCAUCUAAGAACUCACACAGUGGUGAUACCAUCUGGUGAUGUGUCUGGUGAUAUCUAAUUAGCUGUAUCCCUCCUCCUGGUAAGGAGUGCCGUAAGGCAAGCGGACCAAGGACUGGCAUCUUUAGAGGCAUCCCUCACCUCUUCUGGCUGGAAACUCCAAGUAGCAUCACUAAAAGCGAAGCCCCUUUUCUUGCUUCAACCAGCAUUUAGGUAUCAAUUGCUCUGCAUUUUUUUGCAACUGAUUUCAUUCCCCUUGAAGCACCUGUGUGUUAGAGGGACAUUGCUCGCUCCACCCUCACUCACUAGCCUCCAUGAAUUUUUGCAUCAGCAGCUCUGCAACUUCCUUGAUUGCCUGAACCCUGCUAAUGUGAAAUACUUAUAGAGUGGUUCACAGAACUGUAUUGUGCUUUGAGAAUAUUUAUGUGAUUCUCACUCUUUUGUGAACAAUUGUGUACUUAGGUUGGAUCAUUGGAUCCUCAUGCGUUUUUCUUUAUUGCGCAUUGAAUUUAUUUGGGGCCAACAGUGUUUAACUACAUAGUUAAUUUCUUAUGUGCUUUGACUUAACUGUUUCAUUUAAAAGUAAUUGUUAAUUUUUUAAUGGUCAUUUAGACUCUCACAAAAGCUGUGUCUGACAAAGAAUCCAGAUCUUAUUGUUUUUUCAGUAUGGUUUUAGUAAGGCCUUUGACAAGGUGCCCCAUGAUAUUCUUGCAAGCAAGGUAGUAAAAUGUGGGUUGGACAAUG
Molecule: messenger RNA, 2758 nt
Organism: Sphaerodactylus townsendi
Lineage: Eukaryota; Metazoa; Chordata; Lepidosauria; Squamata; Sphaerodactylidae
Product: zinc finger protein OZF-like
Exons: 5
Coding region: 359-1969 (536 amino acids)
Biological process (GO): regulation of immune system process; regulation of cytokine production; negative regulation of transcription by RNA polymerase II
Cellular component (GO): nucleus
Molecular function (GO): DNA-binding transcription activator activity, RNA polymerase II-specific; RNA polymerase II cis-regulatory region sequence-specific DNA binding
Source: RefSeq, a predicted model, not a curated record